Dentiscutata erythropus is the source of this 450-nucleotide messenger RNA. Lineage: Eukaryota; Fungi; Glomeromycota; Glomeromycetes; Diversisporales; Gigasporaceae. The record is from the annotation of a GenBank genome assembly.
AUGCGCCAAAGCAAUUCAGAUGCUGUCUUCAAGCUAUGCACUGAAAAUUAUGCUAGUUCACCAAUUAAUAGUUGUAUCAACAAGCUCAGUAAGAUUUAUAGCGAUUUUUUUUACAAUGGAAACGGUUUGCUGGAAAAUGAUUCCAUAGGACACACGGAAGUUGACAUUAUUGUCAAGACAUUUUCGUAUAUUGUUGAUGGUUUCAACAAAGAUCUUGGAAUACGUCAAAAAUGGCAAUCUUUCUGCCCCCUAAGCAAUUCCACAAAUUAUACUAAAGGUAGAAAAUGUGAUGUGCGAUUCUUGUCCUCAUCGGGAAUGGAUCUAGGCGAGUGGGAGUUUUCCGUACGUGCCACUACUGAUAAGACAAUUUCUGAUCGAUGUCGUUCUAGCCGUAUCAACCAAUCAAUUUUAAAUGGUCUACUGAGGCUCGACUGGAAAAAUGAACAGUAA